UUCGUGGUUUUGUCGAGCUUGAUUCCAUUGUCGGAUUGACUGGAUGGAGGCGAAACAUUCCGUGAAGUUCGUUGACUGCAGGCGAGCAAUUGUAGUCAGUGACAUAGCGUGUUACCAUGUCAGUAUGUUUAGAUAUUUACUGACGGCGAAAAGGCGUCGUUUCCGUGAUGACGGUCACCGCGGUAGUGGCGUUUUAAUGAUGGCUGAACUCAAAACUUAAGCUGAGUUGCAAACUUUGAGCAAAGGAGCUGGAGACCUUUUCCCCCAAACUUUCCUUGUUAUUGCUAUAGAAACAACAACAUGGCAAACACCGUUUCUCUUGUGAUAAGGGCAUUUGCUUUAAGUUUGUACUUCGUUCCAUGCAAGUGUUUAUUUUCAAUACCGCUGAAAAUCUAUACAGGGAAGUACAAUUUAUCUUCGGCUGUGGAUUUGACUCCUCUGAGGCAAGUCAUGUUAACGUCUGAUGGAAACGGCCUCUCAUUGGCCUCUGAUCCAACCGGGACUGUGAACUUUCUGGACAUGGUAAAUAACCUGCAAGGGGACUCUGGAAGAGGCUACUAUAUAGAAAUGUCCCUUGGUACCCCAGGCCAAAAGCUGAACAUCCUGGUUGAUACAGGCAGCAGUAACUUUGCCGUGGCAGCAUCUCCACACCCCUUCAUUACUCAUUACUUCAACACUGCACUCUCCAGUUCAUAUGAAUCAACUGGGCGGACUGUAGCUGUUCGGUACACCCAGGGUAACUGGGAAGGGGAACUAGGCAUCGACCGGGUCUCAAUCCCAAAGGGCCCAAAUGGAACCAUCAUCAUCAACAUAGCUGCCAUCCUCACUUCUGAUGGCUUUUUCCUUCCUGAGGUUAACUGGCAGGGCAUCCUUGGUCUGGCCUAUCCAAUGCUGGCACGGCCCGACUCGUCCGUGGAACCAUUUUUCAACUCUUUGGUGAAACAGACGGGAAUUCCAGACAUCUUUUCCCUCCAGAUGUGUGGUGCUGGACUGUCAGCCAGCAGCACAGUGGACGUGGCAGGGGGCAGUCUUAUUAUGGGAGGCGCUGAACCAACUCUCUACAGGGGGUCGGUGUGGUACACCCCUGUAGUAGAGGAGUGGUACUACCAAGUUGAGGUUUUGAAGCUGGAGGUUGGCGACCAGAAUCUAGACUUGGACUGCAGGGAGUAUAACAUGGAUAAAGCUAUAGUUGACAGUGGGACGACACUGCUGCGUCUUCCUGUCAACGUCUUCAAUGCCGUGGUAGCAGCCAUCACACGCGGCUCUCUGAUCCAGGAGUUUUCUUCAGGGUUCUGGGAGGGCACAAAGCUUGCAUGCUGGAUGAAGGGAGAGACGCCCUGGAGGUUUUUCCCAAAGCUGUCCAUCUAUCUUAGGGCAACAAACACCAGCCAGUCCUUUCGCAUCACCAUCUUGCCUCAGCUGUACAUUCAACCAAUCACAGAUGUGGAUGGAACCUUAGAUUGCUUUCGUUUUGGCGUGUCGUCCUCAUCCAAUGGACUGGUAAUAGGUGCAACUGUUAUGGAAGGCUUUUACGUGGUGUUUGACCGCGCCCAACGGAGACUGGGCUUCGCGCUAAGCAACUGUGCCGUGAACAGUGGGAUUGCUCUGUCGGAGAUCGCAGGACCCUUCUCAGCAGCAGAUGUGGCAGGCAACUGCUCUAGCGGGCCGCUAAAGGAGCCUCUCCUCUGGGUGAUCUCCUACGCCCUGAUGGCGGUCUGUGCCUUCGUCCUCAUCAUCCUGCUGCUUCUAUUAGUCCUGCCCUGCCGAGGCAGACGACACUCGGGGGAGAUAACUGACGAGUCCUCGUUGGUCCGCCAUCGCAUCAAGUGACUGAGAGGAAAGAAACAGGAGGGCAGGGUGAUCAGACAGGGGGACAGCAUGCAGGGCCAAACCACAGCAGAGGACAUAGGGGUUACACUUAACCUGCACCAAUCAGUGACACUCAUCUCUGAAUGCCUGACAGACUCUAGACUGAACUCAUCAGGUUGCCCUGUGGAGGUUGAAACAGACAGAUCAAUGGCUUCUUGAAGGGAACAUUUACCCUGAAAACAACUCUUAAAGACAGAUAUUGAUGUAUUAAUUAUGUUUCAUUGUCAUGUUUUGGGCACAUCUUACUUGGCCUCAGUUGAUUACUGGUCAUAUGUCACAUGUUGUAUGACGUUUCUUCCUAACAGCAGGAGGGAAACACUCAUUGGUGCAUUUUUAAGACUUUAAUUAUCCCUGUAAUCAGUGAUGUCAUGUUUGUUGUGCCAUACUUUGUUUCAGAGUUAACCUUCACAUCUUCUAAGGAGUUUAGUUCACGCCUGUGUGUGUUGAAAUUAAAAAGCUGCUUAAACAAUCACUCUAAAUAGAAAGACUUUCACUUAAAGUGAAAAACAGAUUUACAGCCCUGUUUGUGCCUUGACGCCUCCGCUGACUGGUCAUAUAAAAGUGACACACAUGCACCAGCAGCGUGAGACUUACUCUGCUGAACUGCACUUUGUUUCUGAAGUCAAUCAAAGUUGUAUUAUAAAUCUAAAGAUCUUUUGUUUUCAAUCUGUAAUGUAACUUGUUUUGUUAAUGUAAUUUUGAUUAACCUAUAUACCACUAACUAUAUUUAAUUCUCUUUGAAUGUGAUUGUAAUAGUUUUCCAAAUUGUGUUUUGUAGCCACUAGAUGCUGAAUGUUUAGUACAAACUCAGCUCAUUGUGUACAAAUCUACAUUACAGCCAAAGGACACACUCCUUCUACUUACCUGCUGACUUUAGAUUACUUUUUAAAAGGGUGACCGGUCCAUAUGCAAUAAGUGAGUUUCUUGACAUACUGACAGCUGCUUAUGUAAAGCCAAUGACACAACACGUAAAACCUGUUCUACCUUGAGACUGCUGCACAUCAGUUCAGCCAGUCACCAUCUGCCAAAAAGUAGAGUAGUACAAUCGAAGGAACACUUGAAUCUUUGAAUGUUCCCUUAUCCAUAAGCAUAGUUUUUGUCCCCAAAACUGUCCAUGUUUUGUCAACAAAAGAACUUGUGACCAAAUCAAAGAUGUAAAUCUUUUUAAAUUAAUAAAUAUUUUUCUGGAAAAGGUUA
Notolabrus celidotus (New Zealand spotty) is the source of this 3066-nucleotide messenger RNA. RefSeq names its product beta-secretase 2 (gene bace2). Gene Ontology annotation, cellular component: trans-Golgi network; membrane; endosome. Lineage: Eukaryota; Metazoa; Chordata; Actinopteri; Labriformes; Labridae. The transcript is spliced from 9 exons. Bases 301 to 1830 code for a protein of 509 amino acids. The record is from RefSeq and is a predicted model, not a curated record. Gene Ontology annotation, molecular function: aspartic-type endopeptidase activity. Gene Ontology annotation, biological process: amyloid-beta metabolic process; membrane protein ectodomain proteolysis.